This is a messenger RNA of Archocentrus centrarchus (flier cichlid), 1439 nucleotides long. RefSeq lists its product as uncharacterized. Lineage: Eukaryota; Metazoa; Chordata; Actinopteri; Cichliformes; Cichlidae. The coding region runs from base 177 to 1265 and encodes 362 amino acids. Gene Ontology annotation, molecular function: oxidoreductase activity. The transcript is spliced from 11 exons. The record is from RefSeq and is a predicted model, not a curated record.
CUUCUCCCACAUCACGCCCAAAAGGACAGAGAGAAUACCUGACAACUAACGGGGCGUUUCCUAACAUUGUUAGACUUGAAGAGCAAGUUGAUAGGUCAUAGACAUCACCGGAUUACCCCCUCCACAUCUGAUCCAGGAGCGACAGACCAUCAUCCUGAAAGGACAGCAAUCUCAGCAUGAGCAGAUGUCUGAUUAGCCACGUGGAGGUGCAAAGCUUCAUUGAGAGGUGCAUGACAGCAGUUGGUACCAAGCAGCAUCAUGCACGCAGUCUAGCUGAGGUAUUGGUGGAAGGAGACCACAGGGGCCACUAUAGCCACGGACUCAACAGGAUGGACAUGUAUGUAAAGGAUGUUCAGACUGGCAUCUGUGCCAAGGACGGUGAGCCAGUGGUGGAGAAGGAGAGUGCAGCCACAGCGCUGGUGGAUGGGCAGAACCUCUUGGGCCCAGUGGUGGGAAACUUCUGUAUGAAUCUGGCCAUAAAAAAGGCCAAAGCAGUUGGCAUUGGCUGGGUGGUGGCACACAGCUCCAACCAUUAUGGUAUUGCUGGAUAUUAUGCGAUGCAAGCACUGAAGGAAAACAUGAUUGGCAUGUCGUUUACCAACACAUCACCACUGGUUGUUCCUACACGUGCUAAGGAGUGCACUUUGGGCACCAACCCCAUGAGUGUGGCAGCUCCUGCUAAAGAUGGAGAUAGCUUCGUUUUAGACAUGGCCACUUCAGCAGUAGCACUUGGAAAGGUGGAGCUUCAUGAGCGGCGUGGAGACCCCAUUCCUGAGGGCUGGGGCUGUGACCCUCAGGGAAAGCUCACAACAGACCCCAAGAGAGUCCUGACUGGAGGAGGGUUGGUGCCUAUUGGUGGCAGUGAAGCCACAGGAGGGUACAAAGGCUAUGGUCUGGGAAUGAUGGUGGAGGUGUUCUGUGGUAUCUUGGCUGGCGCUCAGUACAGCAAAUACAUCCGCACUUGGAAAGUAACAGACCGUGUUGCAAACCUGGGUCAGUGUUUUGUGGCAAUCAAUCCAGAGAACUUUGCUCCCGGGUUCAGUGACAGGAUGUCAGAUCUGCUGUCCAUCCAUAGAAACCUGGAUCCUGCUGACCCAGACACUCCUGUUAUAGCUGCUGGAGAUCCAGAGAGGAUGAACAUGAAGAAGUGUGAGGAUAUGGGUGGGAUCCCUUACCACAUCAGUGUUGUCAAAUACAUGAAUGAAUGUGCUAAGAACAUUGGUGUGAACCCACUGCUGCCGUGUGACAAGAUUGUCUCCAAUUAGUUCAUCCAGUCAGGAUUCUCAGCUGUGGAAAUCUGCUACUAACUGAGUUCAAUUGAGUUCAUGUGCCUUAUAUAUUUUAAAAGUAAUGUUUUAUUCAUGUUGUAUCCUAAGUAACAAGUAUUGUUUUUUUAACUUCAAUAAAAGAAAGACUUAAUAAAAAAUAUUUUAAAGCAA